Messenger RNA from Helianthus annuus (common sunflower), 1775 nucleotides. RefSeq names its product serine/threonine-protein kinase STY13. The transcript has 6 exons. Gene Ontology annotation, molecular function: protein kinase activity; ATP binding. The record is from RefSeq and is a predicted model, not a curated record. NCBI's taxonomy places the organism in Eukaryota, Viridiplantae, Streptophyta, Magnoliopsida, Asterales, Asteraceae. The coding region runs from base 425 to 1603 and encodes 392 amino acids. Gene Ontology annotation, biological process: protein phosphorylation. Gene Ontology annotation, cellular component: plasma membrane.
UCCCUUGUUCCAUAUUUUUCAAAUUUUGCCGGUUGUUUUUAUAUUUUUCAGAAAUCAUCAACCUCCAAAGCAACUAUUUAUCUCAAGAAUAAAGACCCACCGGAGAUUCUCUUCUCCACCAUCAAGAUUCCCUCACCACCCUUUUUUUUUUUUCCAUUAGCUUCAAAAUUUCCACUCAAUUCACAAAAUUCCUCAAAAAAGAUUAUAAAUUUAUCCACUUUUCCCUUUAAAGUUUCAAACUUUCAAUCCAUCCAAGAGUUUCAAUCCAAUCCCACUUCAAAUUCUUGAAAUUUUUAGUGUUUUUUCAAGAACCACUACUUUGACUUUCGGUCAACUCUUCACAUCUUCAAUCUAUAUAAUCCCAAAAUCUUUUUUUUAUUUAUUUUUCAUCUGGGGUUUCAUUAAUUAUCAUCCUGAUCUUAUUAUGGAUACGAAGGAAUCAAAUUCUUGUGGUUUUGGUUCAUCUCCUAGAAAGUCAACGGAAUUGGGUUCAAAGUCAACGGAAUUGGGCUCAAAGUCAACGGAAUUGGGUGGUGAUGUGGAUGAUGAUCUGUUUUUAAGGGCAGAUAAGAUUGAUUUUAAGAACUGGGAUGUGCAAUUGGAUAAACAUUUAGCAAAGAUUUGGUCAAAGGAGAGAGAAAUUCAGGAAGAAUGGGAGAUUGAUUUGACUAAACUGGAUAUAAAGAAUGUUGUUGCUCAUGGUACUUUUGGUACUGUUUACAAAGGUGUUUAUGAUGGUCAAGAUGUUGCAGUUAAGGUAUUAGAUUGGGGCGACGAUGGUUGUGUUACUGCUGCCGAGGCUUUUGCUCUUCGAGCAUCAUUUGAACAAGAAGUUGCUGUUUGGCAUGGACUUGAUCAUCCAAAUAUCACCAAGUUCAUUGGAGCUUCAGUUGGGACAUCGGAUCUCAAAAUUCCAUCAAACAAUGAUCCAAACGCGGGCCAAAAUCAUGUACCACAAAGAGCUUGUUGUGUUGUAGUCGAAUAUCUUCAAGGGGGGACGCUCAAGAAAUUCUUGAUCAAAAACUCGAGAAAGAAAUUAUCUUUCAAGAUUGUCGUUCAACUCGCUCUUGAUCUCUCUAGAGGAUUAAGCUAUCUUCACUCCAAAAAGAUUGUUCAUAGAGAUGUAAAAACCGAAAAUAUGUUGUUAGAUGCAAGUGGAACUCUUAAGAUCGCUGAUUUUGGAGUUGCUCGCGUUGAAGCGCGAAAUCCUAAGGACAUGACCGGUGAAACAGGAACUCUUGGUUACAUGGCACCAGAGGUUCUUGAAGGAAAACCGUAUAAUAGGAAAUGUGACGUUUAUAGUUUCGCCAUAUGUUUAUGGGAAAUAUAUUGUUGUGACAUGCCUUAUGCCGAUCUUAGCUUUGCUGAAGUAUCUUCUGCAGUUGUUCAUCAGAAUUUACGGCCAAACAUUCCAAAGUGUUGUCCGAGCUCUUUCGAGAACAUUUUGAAGAAAUGCUGGGACGGGAAUCCUGAUAAGAGGCCGGAAAUGGAGGAGGUUGUGAAGUUGUUGGAAGCGAUAGACACUAGCAAAGGUGGCGGAAUGGUGCCCGAGGAUGAAGUCACUGGUUGUUUCUGCAUCCGCAGACACCGUCGUGGCCCUUGAUCUUCUUAUUACCGCCACCCUCGUCUAUAGGGAAUUGCGACAUGUGUUAUGAAUAAAAUGAUUUAAGAGGUUUAUUACGUUGUAAAUAAUUCUUUUGUAAGUUUUAUAUCAGUUGACCCCUACUUUUAGGUGUAAAAUGUUAUGCACGAGCCAGGAUUUUUAUCAGAGUGAA